Molecule: messenger RNA, 703 nt
Organism: Nannochloropsis gaditana CCMP526
Exons: 2
Coding region: 41-703 (220 amino acids)
Source: RefSeq, a predicted model, not a curated record
GGGUGGGGGCAGGGGUUCUUCAACUGGUGUCGUGGAUGGAAUGCUUGAGAGGAAAGGCGAAGAUGCGGGCGAUUCUGAGCUCGUGGCCUCUACAGCCGCGCUCUCCGAGGCCUCUGGUCUCCCCCCGGCCUUGUCCUUGUCCUCCUUGCCCGUCGAGGGAAAGGAGAAGAGGCGGCCGAGGGAGGCAGGCUUAAGGGUCCUUCGCCGGGAGGAGGAGGGCGUGGUGCUGGUGCCGCGGGGCGUUAGGGCAUGCGAGAAAGGAGGGAGGAGGGCGCUUGACGUCAGGGCUUUGGAGGCAUUGAGGGACGCGCCCCUGGGGGCUAUGGUGGGGCAGUGGGAGGAUGUGGAGUCUCACGAGCAAGGGGGGGCAGGAGAGGUUGCUUACGCUCAGGCAGCCCGCGACAGGGUUUUGGUGCAGGCGGAACGUACGGAAAGAGACGAGAAGGAGAAAAGAAAGCUUAGCGAAUUCGCUGCCGCUGCCAUUGCGGGACGUAAGAAGAGAGUUCGGGGUGCUCGCGGCGUCUCGAAUAGGGAUGAGGACGAGAGGGGGGGCAAACCCAACCCUUUCGACCUGCGCCAGCAAGAGCUACAGAAGCAGCCUAGACAGCUUAAUUCCUUACAAGGAAAUGGUGUUGGCAUGAAUGGACGCCAUGUUUGCAGCCGUGUGCGGGGGAAGCCAGCACAAAUGGGAAACAAAAAGUAA